Laetiporus sulphureus 93-53 is the source of this 1232-nucleotide messenger RNA. RefSeq lists its product as uncharacterized. The record is from RefSeq and is a predicted model, not a curated record. NCBI's taxonomy places the organism in Eukaryota, Fungi, Basidiomycota, Agaricomycetes, Polyporales, Laetiporaceae. The transcript has 2 exons. Bases 108 to 1136 code for a protein of 342 amino acids.
GCUCUGCGGUCCGCACAAUAUCGGUUCGCGUCCCUUCAUUUCGUGACACUGGCUGACAAGGAGCGCGGUGCACAGCAGGCAGAUACCAGAUAUCACAUAGUACGAAAAUGGUGCAGAUAAGAGAGACACCACCAAAAUGCGCUCGUCAAGGCGAGAGCUCGGCGGCCCGAAAGGAAGAGCAGCAGUUCGAUGCCCAUCCUGAGGCCCCCCACGAGGUCGUCGUCGCUGCCGUGGCCGCCCAACCCAAUUCUCAUCACAAAACCAAGACUCUGCCAUUCUUGCUACUUGCGGCCGUAUCGUGCUAUCUUUGCCUUUGUGGUGAAUUUAGCACGAUCAAGCUCGCAGGUGUCGGUGCGCAGGCCAUCGCCCCCGUCUGUGUCGCGGAACAGGUACCGCUUCGAGAUGUGCAAGAGGAUCGAUGUAGAGCGUCACUGCGACGGGUAGAGGAGGGGGUGUAUGCGUACGAUGAAGCGCGACAGGCCUACGACGACGUAGCGCGAAAGGUCUACGACGAGCAGCGCGAGGCCUACGAAAAGGCAGUGCUACAGGCCUACGACACGCAGCGCAAGGCCAUCGAUGGGCAGCACGAGGCCAUGGAAAGGCAGCGUGAGGGUGUCGACGAGCAGCUCGAGGCCAUCGACAAGGAGCGCGAGGCCUUUGACAGGGAGCGUAAGGCCAUCGGCAGGGAGCGCAAGGCCAUCGGCAGGGAGCGCAAGGCCAUCGGCAAACAGCUCGAGGCCUUCGACAGGAAGCGCAAGGUCUUCGACAGGAAGCGCAAGGCCUUUGACAAGCAGUGUAAGGCCACAAAAAGCCAGCGUGAGGACGUCGACGAGCAGCUCAAGGCCAUCGACAAGGUCCUUGAGGCCAUGGAAAAGAAGCGUGAGAAUGUCGACAAGCUGCUCGAGAUGCUUGACAAGCAGCUCGAGGCCUCUGACAGGCAGCGCGAUGCCUUCGGCAGGCAGCGCAAGGCGAUGGAAAAGCAGCGCAAGGCCGUCGGCAAGCAGCUCGAUGCCUUUGACAGGAAGCGCAAGACCGUCGACAGGCAGCGCAAGGCCUUUGACAAGCAGCUCGAGGCCUUCGACAGGCUGCGCGAGGCCAUCGACAAGCAGCGCAAGGCCGUCACCGUGGAUGGUUGACGAGAGAGUGAUGGCGCUCGUUCAUGCUGGAGGUCUUUGAGAGAUUGUUGGGCGAUCUUGAUCGUUUGUCUUGCAUGCGUUGGUCUUUUUACCUCC